CGUGAGCCCCGGGACACUACGCGCCCGCGCUUUGGGGGAUCGUUCCUAAGCAACGUGCGUGUGUACGUACGUCGCUUACGUCCUCCUCCUUCCAGAGCUCCGUCCGGACUCCGCCGCCGACCAUGAUCUGCCUGUUCCUGUCUAUAUUUGCGUUCAUCUUCCAGUCAGGCUGGACGGGCGUGAAUGAGCGCACGUUCAUCGCUGUGAAACCAGAUGGCGUUCAGCGGAAACUGGUGGGAGAAAUUCUGCGUCGGUUUGAGAGGAAAGGGUUCAAACUGGUGGGCCUCAAACUUGUGCAGGCAUCCGAGGAGCUUCUUCGGGAGCACUACUGGGACCUGAGGAGUAAGCCUUUCUUCGCGGGACUCCUCAGCUACAUGAGCUCUGGACCAAUCGUAGCCAUGGUGUGGGAGGGUUUGGACGUGGUCAAGACAGCACGUAAGAUGAUGGGAGAGACCAACCCUGCAGACUCGCUGCCUGGAACCAUCCGAGGAGAUUACUGCGUGGAAGUGGGCAGGAACGUGAUCCACGGCAGCGACUCGGUGAAGAGCGCCCAGAAGGAAAUCUCUCUGUGGUUUCGUCAGAACGAGCUCCAGUGCUGGGAGAACAGCGCCAGUCACUGGAUCUACAACUGACGGUCUACAUGUGCUGUGUGUACGCCGUCCUGUAGGUGAACCAGUGUUUCUCCUAUUAGUCAUUACAAGUCGGGUCACAUCACACUUCAGAUUAGUUUAUUUUUUUGGCUUUAGUAGCUUGUAGUUACGCAGGAGGUGAAGGUCAUCGCUUUCUUGCUGCUUCUUUUUUUUUUUUGCGUUUUUCAUGAAAUUUAUUUUUUUAUCUGAGGUAAAAUGACUUUUUAAAGCAAACGUGCACUAAGUGAGCAAUAACUUGAUCAGCAACUCCACAGCGUCUGCUUCUGUUACAGACUUCAUUGUAGUUUUUGUGUAGCCCAGAACACUAGUUCAUGUUCAUGUUCAUGUUUACAGUUUUCAAGCAAUAAGCUCAGAAUGCGGAGCAAUAAAAUGUUACGAUUCACAAAUUUCAGGGAAUGACGAGUAUAAAUGGCUGCAUUUAAAGUUAAUGUCCAUUAAAAGUACAGUAAUCUUCUGAGUUAUACUAAUCAUUAAAUAAUAGAUUAAUUGUAAAAAUUUGCACAUCACACAAAUAUCCUUCUUUUCUGUUACUGAAGAUAAGCUCUUUGCAAUCUUUAUUACGAAAAAACAGCCCAAAUGUUUCUCCUGCAACGGUCCUUGCAAUGAAAACCCAACAACAUGGGAGCAAUUAACCAACACUAUCAACACAAUUAUUGCCUUUUUACCCGUUCACGAUUCUCAGUAUCCUGUCUGUAACGAUGUAAACCAGAUUGUCACUUCAUGUAGGAAGACUUGAAUGUAAACGGCAGAAGUUUUCAAAUAUGACGUGUGACUAAAGCUUUCGGGGAGCGUAUAGUUUUGCAGUGUCAUCAUGUCAUGUCUCAGUUUACAAACGAAAGAGGAACUACACUCGCGCUAUCUUCUUUUGUUCUAUCAAAGUGGAAUUUGUAUGAAGUCGUAUUGGAAAUGUCAAAAACAAUAAAUCUGGUCAUGAAAUCCUU
Molecule: messenger RNA, 1591 nt
Organism: Morone saxatilis (striped sea-bass)
Lineage: Eukaryota; Metazoa; Chordata; Actinopteri; Moronidae
Gene: nme3
Product: NME/NM23 nucleoside diphosphate kinase 3
Exons: 5
Coding region: 123-632 (169 amino acids)
Biological process (GO): UTP biosynthetic process; CTP biosynthetic process; GTP biosynthetic process
Molecular function (GO): nucleoside diphosphate kinase activity
Source: RefSeq, a predicted model, not a curated record